AUGGCGGGGUUGAAAGAUACAGAAGGCUUCCCCGAGGCAAGGCGGCGCGAUGGUCCGGCGAGUGCGAAGAGCGAUCAAGAUCCUGUGGAUGGCGUCCGUGGCGGCGUCCCUCGUGCUGCUUCUCUUCACCUUCAGCGACUCCUUCGCCGCGUUGCGUCUAGCUCCUCCUCCUCCUUCGCCGUGCUGAGGAACCUCCCCAACGCCACGACGACCGAGGCUGAGGACGAGGACGAGGAAGGACGGGAGGGGAAGGACUUCGACCGCCACGACGACUUCGCGGAGGACUACGGCGGGGACAGCGAGGACCUCUACGCCGAGGGGGAGGACGAGGUGGCCGACGAGCUCAUUCCUGGCGACGAAGAGAUCGAGAGACUCGUCGCCGAGUAUGAAUACUACGACGGAGAGGGAAGAGGAGAAGAACACGAACAGCAAGGAGAAAGAGGAGGAGAAAUAGAACAAGAACAACGAGGGGAAAGAGGAGAAGAGACAGUAGGAGAAGGAAGAGGAGGAGAAGGAGGAAUAUCCAAAUCCCUCGUAACGACCGACGUGUCCACGACCGCCUGGUACGCCUUCGUCGGCAGGAGGUUCGCCGAGAGGAGGGCGCGAGUGAAGAGAGUGUGCGAGAAGUACAGGAACCCCGUGUACAGCAAGACCCUCACCAGGAACUCGUUCAUGUACUAUUCGGAAAAGUACAAGCUCAUGGUGUGCAUAGCCGCCAAGGUCGGGUCAUCCACCUGGAAGAGCCACCUGCUCCACAUGCGAGGACUCUCGCCGAUCACGAACAACAUCCACGCCAAGUACUUCGAGAACAAGAUCAAGGCCAAACUACUCCUGGGGACCCACUGGACGAUCAAGGCCAUGCAGAACUCGACCAAGGUCAUGACGGUUCGCCACCCCCUCGAGCGCCUCGUGUCCGCCUUCAGAGACAAGUUCCUCGACGGGAAGGCCGUGCAGAAGGCGCAGUCGGAUGGGCAUUUGAGAUACUUCUGGAAGCCGGCCAUGAAGGCGCUGAAGAAAGGCCGCACCGCAGAGGGCAAGUUGCAGAUCACCUUCCGCGAGUUCCUGCAAUACGUGGUGAGGGAACAGCGCUCAUCAGCUGGCGAUCCCCACUGGAUGCGGCUCUACAGGAUGUGUUCCGUCUGCGGCAUCGACUUCCCCUUCGUGAUGAGGCUCGAGACGUACGCCGAAGACCUGGCCUUCCUCGUUCGGAAUCUGGGCAUCGAGGAGGUCGACCCGAUGGAGAGACGCCACGCGCUACGCCCCGACAACACUAAAUCCCUGAGUCGACCCAACGAUGCUUCGAAACCCUUGGAAAUCGACACUGAACCGGCCAUUUCCAUCAAGAACUCGACCCUCAAGUAUUACCUCGACGUCCCUCCUGAACUCCUGGCUUCCGUGCUCGACAUCUACAAGGUCGACUUGGAGAUGUUUCGUUACCAAGUCCCUCCGGCGAUUCAAAACGUCGUCGACUUGUACCGAAACAGGACAGCUUAGUUUCGGAUCUUCGUUAUUUAUUUUUUCUAUUUUUUAUUCGUUUAUUUAUCGUGUUUGCUUUAUUUCUGUAUAUGGGUCUUCGUUGUUGUUUUUUUGUAUUUUUAUUUAUUUAUUUCUCGUGUUUGCUUUAUU
Messenger RNA from Penaeus vannamei (Pacific white shrimp), 1626 nucleotides. Its product is annotated as carbohydrate sulfotransferase 8. Gene Ontology annotation, molecular function: sulfotransferase activity. NCBI's taxonomy places the organism in Eukaryota, Metazoa, Arthropoda, Malacostraca, Decapoda, Penaeidae. Gene Ontology annotation, biological process: carbohydrate biosynthetic process. Gene Ontology annotation, cellular component: membrane. The record is from RefSeq and is a predicted model, not a curated record.